UCUCCUUCUUUCUUCUCUCUGAUAGUACUGCUACUGCAUAUUCACAUUAUUCAAUUAUUAAAAAAAAUUCUUUCUUUUCUCUUGGAGAAGAGCAGCUUUAAUGGCAGCAGCACAGAAAUAACAAGAAGAAAACAACAAAUUCGUCCUUUUUCUGGGUUUAAGAAUCAAAGGGUUUUUGGGAUUUAUUGGUACACAAGAGGAAGAAAAAAAUGCCAUUGACAAGAUAUGAGAUAAGGAAUGAAUACGCAUUAGCUGAUCCACAGCUUUAUAAACAACCUCCUAAUCUUAAAGAUGAUCCUGAAGCGCUGCUUGAAGCUGUGGCCAUGUCCGGUUUUGUUGGUCUUCUUCGUCAACUCGGUGACCUUGCUGAGUUUGCGUCGGAGAUAUUCCAUGACCUCCAUGAAGAAGUGAUGACAACUUCAGCUAGAGGUCACGGACUAAUGACUCGUCUCCAGCAGAUUGAGGCAGAUGUCCCGUUAGUUGAGAGAGGAUUGCUUUCACAGACUAGUUUCUCUCAAUUCCUUCAUAAUGGAGGUGUUGACUGGCAUACAAAUUUCAGAAUCGACCAGAAUCAGAUUACUCGGGGAGAUUUGCCUCGAUUUAUUAUGGAUUCUUAUGAAGAAUGUCGAGGCCCACCUCGGUUAUUUCUGCUUGACAAGUUUGAUACAGCGGGUGCUGGAGCUUGUUUAAAGAGAUAUUCUGAUCCUUCAUUUUACAAAUCCUUUUCUGAAACAACACAAAUAGAAGGUCAGAGCGAAAAGAGAGCCCGUAAAUUUAAGAGGAAAUCCGCAUAUCGGAAAUAUGGAGAAACUCUGGGAUCGACCCCAACAUCACAUCCCAAAUUGCAUGAGUUGUUGUCAGAGGAUAAAAUCCAGACUCAGAAUGGUCGUCCACCCAUUCAUCAUGUGAGAUUGAAAAAGAGGACAUCAAGUUCCUCCCUUCUUAAUUCCCCAACUGGGAAAAGCUACAUGGAGAAAUAUCUGGUUUCUGUUUCACCCUUAAGCAAUCCUCCUUAUGAAAGUCCUCUGCGGUUAGAGAUGGAACCCAGUAAUUCGUCUGGCCUGAUUCAGGAAAUACACGAGGUUCAUGUAAGUAGUAGCCCUGUGAACAAAUCAAGGAAGAGAGAGAUAAGUUCAGCUCCUUCUCCUAGUAAACAGGGCAUGGUUCGUAAACAAUCUUUGGAUGAUUUAAAUGUAAACAUUGUUGAGAAAGAAGUUUUGAAGUUGUCGGAAUCAACUCCAGACGUUAAAUUAGAGAAUAUACCAUCCACACGUGGUAUGGCAGAGGAUGGAAAGGAAGUAGUUGGGGACAAUAAGGACAGGAAAACGGAAACAAGUUCAGAUGGGUAUCGGUCUGACGACAUAAAUGAGGUGGAAAAUUACGUCGAUGCCUCUCCUACAAUGGAACGAGAAGCUGAAACAGAAGUUGAUGAAAGAUGCAAGGGUGAUAUAAAUGUUUUCAUGGAUGAGAGAAAAGGCGGGGAUUCUAACAAGCAUGAAGAAAGGGAGAAGCUUGAAGCUCAGUGUUCGGCUUCAAUGUCAGCUGGAAAUUCUUAUCCUUCAGAUGAUGACAAUAAUUCACUCAUUGAAGGUAGAUUCAGUUUAUCUUACUCCAGUCCUCCAAGCAAAUUGUCUAAAACUACCCCAGCGAAUGGUGAUGCAGCAGCCGAAGUACAUAGUUUCACAGAUAGAGUAGUUGACAGCGGCAGUUAUAUCUUGGACCAUGAUACUGAUAAGAAAAACAAAUCUCAGGUAGUGGUUCCACCAAAAGAUAUUGAAGAUAGUGCCACUGAAAAUUUGUCAAAUGGAGGGCUUGAGAUAGCAGAAGUUCAGUAUUCAGACACAGCAGCACUGCCUGAUGCUAGCACGGAUGAUCAACCGGUUGGUGUGAAGCCUGGUUGCGUAGUCAUGGAAGCAGAGAAUGGUAUUUCAUUGACUACAGAAAAUAAGCCUGCUGCACUGGGGUUACCAUUAGUUGGCAUUGAUUGUCCUGAAGUAGAAAAUAAUCCUGUAGUACUGCCUAACGGAUCAGCUAGUGACUUGGUCGAAGAUAAAACUCCAGCGGAUUGGGUUCUUUUUAACUCUUUCAGUAAGAAGGAAGUUGCUGGUGCCCCUCUUGACUUCUUCUCUAGAACCGCCAAAUCUGAUACUUCAGAGUCAGCAUCAACGGAGGAGGCUUACUCACAUUUCACUCACUUAGGCAGUAAAGCCAUUUAUGAGGUUGUUAAUGGCACAUGCCAUGGUGCACUUGGGUCUCCAUCUGAGGGUACACUGAAGUUGCAAAAUGGAAGUAAUAGCAAUGGUGAUCUAUGCCUAGAUAAGCCAGAAACUAAUGAAUUCUCAACUGAGACGCGUCAAAUUGGGAAAGAAUCAGCAGUUGACCCUACAAGUUUCAACCUUGAGUCACAUGAGCCUUCUGGUUCUGAGUUAUUAGAUAAUGUUGAUGAUUCACUCUGCUCUGCACGAGGAGAAAACCAUUUGAAUCUCAGUGAUGACACAAAUGAUCUCCUAACAUUGAGGUUAAGUGAUCGAGAAUCAGAGUCAAAACAGCCUCCUCUGGAACAUCUUUCUAACAGUACUGAAGGGACCAUGCCAUCAGGUAGCCGUUCGCCCCCAGAAUCUGGAUCCCAUUCUGAGAAUGGAUUUGAAGACAGCACUGAUCAAGUCUCUGAAGUAACUCAUCAUCAACCAUUGGGUAAUGCAAAACCUGUAAAUCCAUCUGCAUCCUUCCCACUGGCAGACAAUGAAAAGCCGCCACAAGAUCCCCUGAACUUGAAAGAAGAAACAGUGCAGACCUGUAUUGACCCAUCUACUACACAACCAGCCACAGCAACUGAGAUGAUUCAACAAGAUUUCCCAACUCCAGAGGCAAACACACUCUUGCAUUUACCUGCCCAAGAAGGUGAGAACUUUCAGCAAGAUUCCGUUUCAGGGACAGAAACAGAGCCCAUGUCAAAGUCACUCAAGCCUUUCCGGUAUGCUUCCCUACCUUCAGAAACAGAAGCGAUAGACCCUCAACAUUUACAAGCAGCGGCACUAACUAGAGAAGAUGACAUACCUUUCGUGGGACAACGGGUGCAGCCUCAUAAUUCACUCACUACACCAAAUCAUGGGUCGGAACAUGGUCUUGUAAAUCUAGAGGAAGAAUUGAUGGAUUUUGAAGAUGGAAUUCGCAGAACCAAGAUACCCCGUGGUCCCCGCCCACCCGACGCUCUCAUCGAAGCUGUUGCUUCUCAUGACAAAAGCAGGUUGAGAAAGGUAACAGAACGAGCUCUCUCUCAGCUUCAACCAAAGGAGGAUGAAAGGAAUUCAUUGCUAGAGCAGAUAAGAAACAGGUCGUUCAGCCUGAAACCAGCUGCUGUUACAAGACCUAGUGUUCAGGGUCCCAGAACCAACCUGAAACUUGUUGCCAUUCUGGAAAAAGCAAAUGCCAUUCGCCAGGCAUUAGCUGGAAGUGACGACGAUGAUGACGAGGAUGGUUGGAGUGAUUCUUGAACACUAACUUGUUGUUCAGACCUUUCCUUCGAGCAGUGAUCAUACCAGAUAACAAACUGAUUUAUCAGUCUUUCUCGUUAUCUCUUCAAGCAUACACGACUGGGAUGACCGAAUGUAUUCAUGGAACACUCCCCCAAGUCUCAAUCCUGCUAGGCUAUAUGCAUCCCAUCAAAUGUACAGAAUAGAUGCUCAUAUUUUGUGUUCUAUUCGAUUGUAGUUAGUAUUUUUUUACCCACAGCAAUUCGCUUGUGGGAUAAAAUGACUAUGGAUGCAUAACAUUGUGCACUAGUUCCAUACCAUACCAUAUAUCAUAUAAUACCAUACUACACCAUAUGUAGAAAGCAUUGUAAUUAGUUAGUAUAUGAAAACAUCUCCACUGUAAAACAAUUUUUCAACUAAGUGUUGCAAAGUUAUGAUACUAAAUUUAUCA
This is a messenger RNA of Papaver somniferum (opium poppy), 3924 nucleotides long. RefSeq names its product protein SCAR2-like. Gene Ontology annotation, biological process: actin cytoskeleton organization; positive regulation of Arp2/3 complex-mediated actin nucleation. Bases 210 to 3494 code for a protein of 1094 amino acids. The record is from RefSeq and is a predicted model, not a curated record. The transcript is spliced from 9 exons. NCBI's taxonomy places the organism in Eukaryota, Viridiplantae, Streptophyta, Magnoliopsida, Ranunculales, Papaveraceae. Gene Ontology annotation, cellular component: cytoskeleton. Gene Ontology annotation, molecular function: actin binding; Arp2/3 complex binding; protein kinase A regulatory subunit binding.